CUUACCACCCCCGCCAACUUUACAAACCUCCCGCUUAGUCGCCCGCUCAUACUUUACAGGUCUUUAUACGUGUUGCUACCGGCGAGCUAAUAAUGAGUUCCGAGGAAGCCAAGAAUCGCAACCGAUUCGCCGUUUUAGUAUGUGAAGAUGCAGAGAAGUGGGGCGGACUAGAAAUUAUGGGCAAGCGUCAUAUAGAUCUUUACCGAAGGGAACAAGACACGGAAUGGCGUACUUUUAACGCUUGUGAAGGAGACAUCCCCUCCGCAGAAGAUAUUGACAAAUAUCAAGGCUUGGUGAUCGGUGGAAGUCACUAUUCAGUGAACGACGAUAAAGAAUGGGUGAAAAGAAUGGAGCAACUCAUUGUUUCGUUGGCUAAGAAAUCGCCGUCUCCUCGCGUGGUUGGCCUUUGUUUUGGUCAUCAACUUUUAGCCAAAGCACUCGGAGGAAGCGUUAGCCGAAAUCCUUCAGGAAAGUUUAUUUUACAAACCGAGAAGGUGAAGCCCACGAAGAACGAUACUGUUACAAACUCGAUUGUGUCCAAACUGUUCGAGAGCGGUCCUCUCGAUUUGUUAGAGUCGCACAGCGAAUGCGUGACAGAACUUCCUCCGGACGCCGUAACCAUUGCUAGUUCGGCUUCCUGUGACCAUGAGAUGGUUUUGUUUACGGAUAACAUAUUGGGCCUUCAGUCUCACCCCGAGUGCAGAGCUGAAGAGUUUGAGGAAAAAAUUCUUCCGUCCUUGAUGAGUAACAACUUGUUCACUGAGGAAGACAAAGUUAAAACUCAAGAAUCGUUCAAAGUUCCUCUGCAUUCCAGCAAAGUAAACAACAUUUUAAGUGACUUCCUUCAUGAAUAGACAAUAGCUAAGUGUUUAUAGUACCAUGCAAAACAACAGUGGUAAUAAUAGACAAUGAAUAAACUUUUAUCUAGCGUUAAUACAUUGCUCUCCUAAGUGCUUUGCAGUGAUAACUUCCUAGAAUAUUCAUGACUUUUUACCAUACUGAAUUACUAAUUACAAGGGUUAAUUAAAUUCAAUAUAAUAAUAAUGUUACAAAUUCCAUGUUAAUUUAAACAUGUUUAUUCACUGAUUGACUAAUGUUUGUAUUUGGAGUCUAAGGGUUUAAGAGUUGAACAGUGAACAUCCACUUGUUUUAGGAUACGUCAAGGGGUCUUCCUGGUUUUUAGCAGCAUAGUACACUAUUUGUAAAUAUGUGGGGGCUAUUUAUUUAAACAGGAUCUUGACUCUUAUCUUAGUAACACCCAGCCAGAAGUCAGUUUUUUUUCUUAAUUCCUUUGUUUCUUGGGAUAUAACCAUAACAGACAAAAGGUAUCACUAUCAGUUUCAGUAAUUUGCGUGGCUCAGUGGAGGAGAACUCUAAUGUGUAAUGGAUACAAAGGCAAUAGAUUAUCUUCAUUUACUUUUCAAGACUUGUCUCAAACCUGUAUAUCCCAGGGAUGUCAUUGAGUUUUGUGUCCCCAUUGCCUUGGUCUUUACACCCGUAACAAGCUUAUUGCUUUGUGAGUGAAUUAUAUCAACAACGGGUAAGCAUCAAGGGCUCAUCAAAUAUUCACCUGUGACAGGUGUUGGGGGUUACAACCCUAAAUUAAAGCAAGCCACUCUCUCAACCCCCAUUUACUUCCAAUGCCUGUUUAUAUUUUCAGUAAAGAGAUUUUAUUCAAGAUAACAUGUCUAGAUCACUCCCUGAAAAAUCAGCCUUGCUGAGCUGCAAACUACACCAUGGGACAUGCCUAUUUAUUAUUAUAUAUCCAGAACAGAGUAACCCACACCAGUCAAGCUUGAAUAUUCCUUGAUUUGACUGUUCCACUUUAGAAUAAAUCUACUAGCGUUCUAUCACGAAUGCUGUUCUCUGAUUGGCUACGCUACUCACAAUCUGUUCUGUGAUAGAGUGAGUAGCGUUGCAGUGUUCCCUUGUAAACAAAAUGAGAGCCACUUCUUGGCAUUGUCAAAGUAUCUGUGAAGAGGAAUACCGGUAGAUAAAGUUUUGAACGACUAGGAGAUUUAUACUAAAACAAUUAGAUUAUUUGUUCUAUGCAUGACAGUUGACUUGGGCUGCACUCUCGUCAGCUAUCAUGCAAUAGAAAUCUCAAGCUCAUAAUCUAACUGUUUAGUAGAACUUCCAGCCCAGCAUGGUUGAUGUUGUACCACAUGACCCAUCAUUAUUGCUUACUCCCAUUGAUACACUAAUGGAUGGAGAGAAGAACAUGUACUGUAUCACCUUGUCCAAGCCAGUAACUUUACAAAUAUGGUAAUGUUAAAGUAUACAUAAAUUUGAAGUCUAGUGGCACAUCAAGAUGGCAAUAUCCCUGGUUUCUGUGGCAUUAAACAACUUGGAGUAUUUA
Molecule: messenger RNA, 2359 nt
Organism: Orbicella faveolata
Lineage: Eukaryota; Metazoa; Cnidaria; Anthozoa; Scleractinia; Merulinidae
Cellular component (GO): cytosol
Source: RefSeq, a predicted model, not a curated record